This is a messenger RNA of Aedes albopictus (Asian tiger mosquito), 1878 nucleotides long. RefSeq lists its product as uncharacterized. Lineage: Eukaryota; Metazoa; Arthropoda; Insecta; Diptera; Culicidae. The record is from RefSeq and is a predicted model, not a curated record. The transcript has a single exon. Bases 1 to 1878 code for a protein of 625 amino acids.
AUGCCGACCGAGCACCGCAUCAAAACCCUCAAGCUUCGGCAGAAGAGCAUCAUCACUUCCUUCACGCUUAUCAAGACCUUCGUCGACGAUUAUGAUGAAGAAACCCAGGUCGACGAAGUCCCUGUCCGGUUGGAACAUCUAUCUAAGCUAUGGACCGAGUACAACACUGUCCAAAGCGAGCUGGAAACCUUAGACGACGAAGCCCUAGAAACCCACCUUCAAGAUCGGGCCACUAUCGAGUCUGCCUACUAUCGCAUCAAGGGCUUCCUACUGGCGCACAACAAGGCUGAACUCAAUCAGAGCACCUUCAACACUUCACAUUUCGAGGCGCGACCACCUCCGUCGGCAUCGCAAGUCCGAUUACCCGAUGUCAAGUUACCAGUCUUUGAUGGACAACUGGAGAACUGGUUGAACUUCCACGAUUUGUUCCUAUCCCUUGUCCAUUCAUCCGCCGACCUUUCGAACAUACAAAAGUUCUACUAUCUGCGGUCAUCGCUAUCGAACGCAGCUCUACAGCUCAUCCAGACGAUCCCCAUUAGUGCCAAGAACUACCCGGUGGCAUGGAACCUACUGCUUGACCAUUUCCAAAACACCGCACGGCUCAAGCAAUCGUACGUAGACAACCUCUUCGAAUUUGCCACGCUGAAACGGGAAUCGUCCGCAGAACUGCACAACCUGGUGGAAAAGUUCGAGGCAAAUGUUAAAGUUCUGCAGCAACUAGGUGAGCGAACGGACCAUUGGGAUCUUCUACUAAUCCGCAUGCUCAGCAGUCGUCUCGACCCGACGACCAGAAGAGACUGGGAAGAGCACUCUUCGUCCCAGCAAGCUGUCACCUUCAAGGAUCUAACGUCGUUCAUUCAGCGACGUGUAACCGUUCUCCAGUCAAUACAUCCAAAACCAAUCGAAUCUCCACUGCCACACCAAGCGAAAAAACUCUCUCAACGACCCGUCGCGAGCAUCGCAGCGAGCCAAGCGAAUCAACGUAGCUGUAUAAUCUGCACAGAUCACCACCCACUCUAUCUAUGCGAACGCUUCUCCAACCUUUCGAUCACCGACAAAGAAGCCGAAGUCGACCGUCAUCAGCUCUGCCGAAACUGUCUGCGAAAGGGACACCAAUCAUCCGACUGCCUAUCAUCUUCAACCUGUCGCUGGUGUCGUGAGCGACAUCACACGCAGCUAUGCGCGAAUUCAUCUGCAUCGAAUGAAUCCAAACCUGCAAGCCACCAGCAACCGAAUCCUACGACUCUUCCUUCCACAAGCGACACACCGAUCACCUCAGCCACAGCUUCAAUGGAAACCGCAAUCAGCUGUGCAUCUGUUGGUCCCGCACAAUCAACCAUUCUUCUGGCCACCGCAGUCAUCUCCAUCAUCGACGACAACGGCACCGAACACGUCGGCCGAGCACUUCUCGACUCGGGAAGCGAAUGCUGUUUCGUUACAGAACGCUUCUCGGAACACAUCAGCGCGCCACGGAAAAGGAUCUCCCAACCCAUCACUGGAAUCGGCCAAGAAUCAACCCAAGCGAAAACCAAGUUCCUUGCACAGAUCCGUUCAAGAGUUGGCAAAUACUCCACCAACAUUGAGUUUCUGGUUUUACCAAAAGUCACGAUUGACCUGCCAGCGACAACGAUCGACACCUCGUCUUGGACACUACCACCAGGAAUCAAAUUAGCUGACCCAUCGUUCGCCAGCACCGGCACGGUAGACAUAAUCAUCGGAGCUGAGAUCUUCUUCGAGCUAUUCAAGAUCCCGGGAAGAAUUCCCCUCGGAAAUAACCUGCCCGUGCUUGUCAACUCGGCAUUUGGCUGGGUCGUGUGCGGAAAAGCAACUAACAGUCUUAAGCCCAUCGUCGCUCAUCUAGCAUUCAAAGAUAUUUAA